CUAAGUCAACACCAGUGAUAAUCCCGAAAUAAAUUCAUUUUAUAUUCGAUUGUACGUUGCAUCUGCUUGGCGAGGGAUGUAAUCUAGCGCGUGGAAGAACCUCUGAGUCAUACAACGUCAUCGUUUCGAGCUCAUCCCAACCAGCGCCCGAAAAUAGGACCACCCCGGCAGCACCAUGGCUCAGCUUCCGCCUGACUGAACAUUGUCUUGGCUUCGGUGAUUCCUCAUGCAACUUGUACCCCGUUUUCGAAUCUUCUCCAUUCUCUUGAAGCUAUGCACCUCGGUCAGUAUGCUCUUCGAUUCCUGUCUCGAGGGUACUCGAUUUUUUCGUCUUCGGGUCCUCUUCAAUUUUCACUGGCUGCAAUGUUUUCAGCUGUGUCUUAGUUCAAGAAGGUUCCGUGAUGCUGCGCGGACGACGAUUCCCCAUAAUUUUGCAGAUUUAUGCCUUUGUUGGGUCUUCAGUGACGGAAUUUCUAUCCAGGGCCUGACGACGUAAUACUCUGAAAACCCAUUCCUCCUUGCAAAUAUUAUGCCCUGGACUCCCAUCUUUGAAUUGUGUCAUCAUCCUGUGUACGGGUAGCAAUGUCCAGCGCUGAUGGUGCACAUUGCCCUUAAUCUUCUGUGAUUGAGAGGAGUACUGCACAAAAUUCGCUACAUAUGAAGAAGCCCAGCCAUCAAAUUACAAGAAGAGCAGAAUACGAAUUGUAUCACGGAAUCAUGGUAUCUCUGCGACAGUCGUUGCAGAGAAUUUCUAUCAAGACCUUAGGCAUGUAUGAAGAGAGAUUCUAUCUCGACGAUGCAAGUUUUAUUUUGAUGACUCUACCUGGAUCAGAUAGAUUUCCCAAGUCCAUGCACCGACAGUACGUUGAGUAGGGAGGCCUUCGGAAGUUGGAUAUAAGCUUGCCUCAGGUAAGUCACAGGAUCAAAUUCAAUUAAGAAAGUCUGCUUUGCUUAUAACAAGGGCAACCAAGGCUUCAUGCAUCCCGUUUUUUUUCAUUAGGCCUUCUAUCGGAGAAUGUAUCCGAAGGAGCAUAGUGCUGACCUUGUUUCAGUCUGACGGUAUGGACCACCGGAACAACAUCGAUCGCUUGGAUAGAACAGAGAGAUUGAAAGCUCGAUUCCCGAAAUUUGUAUUGUCAACCGUUGAUUGGAAAGAAAUUUGCAUUCCUU
Messenger RNA from Marchantia polymorpha subsp. ruderalis, 1170 nucleotides. NCBI's taxonomy places the organism in Eukaryota, Viridiplantae, Streptophyta, Marchantiopsida, Marchantiales, Marchantiaceae. The record is from the annotation of a GenBank genome assembly.